AUGGCGACAACGAGUCCGAUUCGGCCGACAGACAAAGAUGCAAAUGGCCAUUUAUCGUCUUGCUGUCGGACCGGGAACGGGAACGGGAACGACCAAAAGGGCGCCUGCACUGCUUGGCCAGAGAACAUCUCCACCGUUUUGGAGGCCAUCAAGAAGCACCGGCAGCACCAUCAUCUGAAACUUAGCGGCGCCGACGACGACGAUGAGGACCAGGACAAGGCUGACGACUAUAAGGCCGAAUUCUGCACCAAAAUACAGCUGCCUCUCGAUCCAGCGGAACAUGAGCUGCUGAUGCAGAUGCUGCAGUUGAGUCCUACUGCUAUCGAGGACCUCGAGGACCUUGAGGAGGAGGAGGCGGAUCUUCUCACAGCUACAGCUACAGCCACAACGCCAGAUCAGAUGAUGGAGUACAGGGAGCAGCUAUGCCAGAAGCAGAAGCUAGAACUAGGCCUACACAGCAUUGUGCAUAUAACCGAGCAGUCGAUCCCCGGCGGCAGUGCACGGCCCGAUGUACAAGUCGGAUGGCGGUGGCAGGCGCCAAAACCGCUGGUUCUGGAGGUAGACUUCUCAAGCAAGACAGAGCUGGACCAGGCAAAAGAUUACAUCCUUGGAACAAAUGGUCGGAUCCGUACUGUCAUCGUCCUCAAUUGUGCUUACCACAAUCUCCGUGAACGGCUGCGCCUACUCAGUAGCCACGGCAUCAAGGAGGACACCAUCGACAAGCCCACCUUCAAAGAUCUCACCGUGACGAUCCUGCGCGCCACUACCGUCGAAGCAGUCGCUGCUGAGGCCCCCUCGACCAGCUCACAACCUCAGGUCCGCAACAGCGCCAGUGGCAAUCCCCGGGGCAAUCCCCGUCCCCAUCUCGAAGCGGUCCUCUCGGCCCACCGGGUCCCCGUCACACCCGCGCCGCCGACUUCUGCCGCCUGCCUCGGCCUCGGCCUGACCCUACACGACUUCGACGAGCGUCUCCCACGCCAUGUCCCCGUACAUGUCCCCCUGGGCGACAUCUACGUGCUCGCGGAGGUGGCUGCGGCUCAUCAAGAUCUUGAAGAUGCCCAGGAGGCUUUUGCCAGGGCCAACGCGGCGGCGCACCACGGCCGCAACGCCGAGGACCACCAGAACAAGACUAAGCUCAAGAACGGCAAACAUGCGGCUGCUGCUGCUGCUGCUGCUGUUGUGCAACAGAAGACGGCCGCGCUGCAGACUGCAUCGAACGCCGCGGAUGCCGCCAUGCACAACCACAAGCAGAAGAGAGGAGCGGGUAGCGAUAAUAUGUUCGUCGGCCGCGGUCUCGGUCUCGGUCUCAGUCUUGGUCCUCAUGAUGGCUGGAAGAGGUUCUACAGCGACUGGGCGGCGGUGCCGGGCCGCGGCGCAACACGGCUGCCACCGCGCAUUGCAUACGGCCCCUGCCUUGUUCGCCCUGGUCCUGGGCCUGCUCCUGGGCCUGGUCCUGUCGAUUGUCGUGGUGUCAUGGCGCGACGCCUUGCAGGAUGGCUGAGCGGCUUGGUGUUUCGGCGGCGUUUCUGA
Molecule: messenger RNA, 1530 nt
Organism: Phaeoacremonium minimum UCRPA7
Lineage: Eukaryota; Fungi; Ascomycota; Sordariomycetes; Togniniales; Togniniaceae
Exons: 4
Coding region: 1-1530 (509 amino acids)
Source: RefSeq, a predicted model, not a curated record